Messenger RNA from Rana temporaria (common frog), 2135 nucleotides. RefSeq names its product Ras association domain family member 10 (gene RASSF10). Bases 370 to 1713 code for a protein of 447 amino acids. The transcript has a single exon. NCBI's taxonomy places the organism in Eukaryota, Metazoa, Chordata, Amphibia, Anura, Ranidae. Gene Ontology annotation, biological process: signal transduction. The record is from RefSeq and is a predicted model, not a curated record.
AGCUGGAAAGGCAGCAGAGAGGCAAGUGCUGGCUUUGGUGUCAUUGUGCUGCACGGGGAGGCGAGCGCUCCGUCACAACAUGCUCUGCACAACCAGAAGCUGAGCCAAGUGAGAAGAGACUCCGGUGUGUCUCCAAAAAGAGAGCAUCAUGAGGACCACCGUCAGAGGUUGCUGAACGUGCAACUUUAAGACUUCACCUGAGUGGACAGAUCUCCACCGUGCCCAAAGGGAUUGCCACUGUCCUUCUCCGGUGCUCACUUUGCAUGGAUUAUAGUUCUGAGUGAGUGAGUGAGAAACUUAUAUAGCGCAACACAUGCGAACUGAAUCGUUCUGGUCUUCUGCACAAGUUGUGAUCUUCUCGGAGCAGCCAUGGAGAGCGAGGAAGAGUGGAAGAUCUCGGUAUGGCUGUGCCAGGAAGAGAAGAUGGUUUCGGGGCUCACCAGACGCACCACCUGCGCCGACGUGGUUAAAGUCCUGCUUGAGGACCACAACCAGAAGCAACCCGAAGAAGGGUCCAUGCUGUUGGGGCCUCCUCACUCUUACUGCAUCGUGGAAAAGUGGAGGGGUUUCGAGAGGAUACUUCCCAACAAAACGAAAAUAUUAAGACUUUGGACGGCUUGGGGAGAGGAGCAGGAAAACGUCAGGUUUGUGCUGGUUCGGAACGAAGCUUCGCUGCCUAAUAUAGGUCCCAGGAGCGCCGAAGCUAAGGUGGUCCUCAGCAGGGAAAGCCCGUGUCCUUUCAGAGGAACUACAAAUCCCACAACGGUGUUGACCCAAGAAAGGCAGCGCCGGGUGGUGAGAAAGGCUUUCCGAAAGCUGGCCAAGAUGAACAGGAAGCGUCAGGAGAGUUUAUCCAAGGAGUCCAACGCCGUGGAGAAGAUGGAAACGCUGGUCCAUAUGGUCCUCUCCCAGGAUCACACCAUCCGACAGCAGGUGCAGCGGAUCAAGGAUCUGGACAGAGACAUAGACAGGCACGAGGCUAAAAUCCAUUUUGACAGGAUGAAAAGACACGGGGUCAACUACGUCCAGGACACCUACCUGGUCGGGGUGGUCCCUGAAAAGGCUUGCGACAGCGGUAAAGAAGACAAAGGUUCUUCAGACCAGCUUUUUGUUGACUUUGAGGACUACGCUCAGCAAUGCGAGGGGGUCCUAUUACUGCAAGAUCAAAUAACGCAGCAGGAGGCAUUGAUCGAGCAGAUCACUGCCCAAAUCCAAGAGGAGCUAAACAAAAGGUGGAUGGACCGGCGUCAAGAGGAACUGUCCUCCUCGAAAGACCACCAGGACACGGACUCUACCAGCGGCGACCCGGCAGAUUGUGAAAACGAACUCUUCCUGGAGCAAGAACGGGUUAAAACGGAGCUCAGUACCAGUCUCUAUAUAGGACUGAGGUUGAACACCGACCUGGAGGCUGUCAAGGCCGAUUUGGAGUACACUCAAGAAGUGUGGGACGACAAGGAGAAAGAACUGCAAAGCCUUUUGCAUUGUAUGAGUGCCAUGGAACUCUCUGAACCUCGGGAGGGCUCCGAGGAGCUCAGUCCGGGGUGCUCUCAAGUGGUAGAGAGGAGCUCUGUGGACAGUCCAAAAGUUUGGGCCGAGAAAGGGGUGGAAAGGAGUACGAACUGCGAAGGGAACGACGAAGACUCAGACACGGGAUUAAGUUCCAUGCAUAGCCAGGACUCGGAUUCUGCACAAGUCUGUGAAUCUUUGGUAUAGCUGACGUUCCCUGUUGAUGCCUCUGGGGGGGCACGGGAGGGGGGGGGGGACACAAGUGCUAUUUAAUUCCUGUGGUUGGAAGGUCCACCUUUGGCGUCUAUAUCAAGCAGAUUACAGUCCUACGUGAACUUUCCGAUGUUUAACCGUUUUUUUUUUCUAUUUCCACAUCACUGGCAAAAGCACAUUCGAAACUCUGGGAACUCUUCCCUCUGGAAUGUAAGAUUUAUUUUAUAGUCGGACUGUAACCUUUCAAUAUUAUUAUUAUUAUUUGAGCAGUAUAAUGCACAUUAAAAAAAAAAAAAAAACACGCAGGAAAAAAAAAUUCUCCUGACUUGACAACCCUAGAAAGUCCUCCUAGGUACAAGUUUGUAAGCUUAUUUUUUUAAAUAAAUAUUUGCUAAAUGAUGAUUUAGCGCACUUAA